Micropterus dolomieu (smallmouth bass) is the source of this 2384-nucleotide messenger RNA. RefSeq lists its product as uncharacterized. Bases 230 to 1078 code for a protein of 282 amino acids. The record is from RefSeq and is a predicted model, not a curated record. Lineage: Eukaryota; Metazoa; Chordata; Actinopteri; Centrarchiformes; Centrarchidae. The transcript is spliced from 3 exons.
GGUAACCUAUUUCUCUUAAAUUUUCCAUUAUAGCCUAAAAUAUUUACUAACAAGAAAGAUCAAAAGUGCACUCUGAGCAGUAUUUGUGCAGACUUGUUUCUUAUGUGAGGUUGGAUUGUAAAACAUUUAAAGGAGGUAACAAAAAAAGGAGUGGUGUAGCACACACGCAAUAAGAGUGGACCAGAAGACGCAAGAAGUGAAAGAAAAACAGGAGACACAUAGAGAAAGUAUGACAAUUGGCAGGAACUCCAGGAAAAGCUCUGUGCGGAGCUCAAUCCGGGCCCCAAAGUUUCUGGACAAAUCCAGCGGCUUCUACUGUCGCUUUGAUGAGCCUGAGGCCGCUGGAGGAGGGGAGGAGGUGAGGGGAAAAGAAGUGGAGGAGGGAUGGAACGGGACAGAGGACAGCAACAGACAGGAGAACAGCCCGAGGCCUACUGUGGUGCACAUUUCUGGGGCAGAUGAACGGGAAGAAGCCGAGUUUGACUUCAAUGAAGGGAUGAUGGAAGACGACGGGGAGACUCUCCUCCGGAGGAAGCCCAGCCGCCGCAGUAGCAGGUGGAGAAGAAGCUCCAGGAGGAAGCAGAAUGAGGGGAGAGCCGAGGAGGAUGCGGCCCGAGAAGAGAGGCCCAGCCUGGACACAGAGACUCAGGUUGACCCACACCUCCUGGAGGACACCAAGGUGAUGGUCGGGGUAGAGAUGGAGAAACUCAAGACGACGGGGGAAGACAAUGAGAAGGCAGGACGAGGGAAGGAGCCCACGCUUGUUCACUUCCCGGUUCGGGAGGAGGCGGACGACCAGGUCCUGAUCAGAGACAAGAAGAGGGGGAGAGAGGAGGAGGGAGAGGAGGAGGAGAGGAUGAGGAGGGAACAAAAGGAAGGGAUGAAGGUGGUGAAGAGGAACACUAUGAAGAAUUACCGCAAGGCCUUGGACAGAGCCUUUCGUCGUGGCUGGGAGACCUUCAUCACUAACCUCUACAGUGUCACGCUCACACCUGUGACAUCGUCCGCGCCGUCAUCUUCUUCGCCAUCGUCAAAGAAGAAAUCUCAACACAACUCAGUGUUAGCUGAGUUUCAAUAAAGCUGGAGAGCGACAAGGGGGAUGAAACGAGCCCCUUUCUGACAUUUAGUUUGUUUAUAUCAUGAUUAUGCAGCGUUUCCACUCAUACUGAAUUGUGAUGGACAAUCCUGACAUUUACCACGCCACCAGUGGGGGCUUUAGUCACAUGAUGUGUCUGUGUCAUGCGUAAGGCAUCAGAAACAUUACUUAUUUAUGUUCGUUCUUAAUUGCUCAUGAUAAAGUUUACCGUCUUGUCUCAUCAUAGUGCACGUUAAUUUGCACACAGACUGCAGGUAUUCAGUUUUACUUUAGUGAGCUGGGAGAACCAAGCUGAUGGUUAAACACUGAAGUUAAUGGGACUGGCUUGAAUGGAAAGUCCAGUCUCCAUGUGACUUUGUGUGUUUACUUCGGCUAUGUUGCUAAUUUCAGAUUUCAAUGUCUUAACGUCUUAGCUCCUUACAUCCAGUUCACUAUUAAGAGCUCAGAGCACAAAUAAUCUUCCUUUGGUUUAGCGCUAUGAAACUACGGAUGUGUUGAUGUGUAACCAAAAGGGGUAGAACAUUUCAACUGGAUAGCGAUGACUGAUUAGUGGACUUUAGUUCUGGACAUAUUCACAUUUCUGUAUGUUAAUCCGUGCCAUUUAUUUGCUUUCUGGCAGCUAACCGGUAAUCAUUUAGUGGUCAGUGAAAGGAGGACUAACUUGUGAUUGUGAUCCACAUUAACCCACACACAUUUGUAUGUUAAUAUUUGUGGAGAUCUUGCUGUUUUUACCAAUGUUAACCCAUUUAAGCAGGGCUUUUGUCACAGACAGUACAGCUUGUCCAUUGUUUGACUUCCUCAUGAGACAUGGUUCAUCUCUCACUGUGUGUUCUGGUGAUGGUUAAUUAACCUGAAGGGACAGGACAGAGAGUGUGUGCAUGUGUGUGUCAGCACUUAACAAAGUGACAGGACCCACUGGGUGUCUUUUGAUUGCUACCAUUGCAGCUGCACACAACGUUUGUUAUAGACCUUCUCAUUUGAAAAGAGAGGAUUUAGUAGCCUAAAACUACAUAUAACUAAAGUGUCAGCAUGCAACUUGGGACAGAAGGACAUGAUAUAAGUGAUUCAGGGGGAUUCUCAAUGUUCAAAUAAAAGAUGUAAUGUUUACAAUAGGCCUGCUGUAAUUUCCUGUUAUCGACAGUGUGUUUGGCUUUUAUAUUACCUCAGGUGUACUCAGUAAUUCUCGCAGACUGGACUGAACAGGUGGGGAAACUUGUUAUCGUUGUAUAUAAUGAUUGUCUUUGUUAAUUUUUGUAUUUAAAAAUCCUUUUGUACCCUAAUCAGAGCU